Molecule: messenger RNA, 5066 nt
Organism: Clarias gariepinus (North African catfish)
Lineage: Eukaryota; Metazoa; Chordata; Actinopteri; Siluriformes; Clariidae
Gene: tecpr1a
Product: tectonin beta-propeller repeat containing 1a
Exons: 26
Coding region: 241-3828 (1195 amino acids)
Cellular component (GO): membrane
Source: RefSeq, a predicted model, not a curated record
CACUUCCUGGUUCGGGUUUAGUGCUGAGAGCUGGGACAUAGCUGCUGAAUUUUUAUAGCAGUUUACAUUCAUUCAGCUGCUCCAGUGAUCUGUGAAUAAUCUCAGCGGACCAGCCUUAUGUCAGAUGACCUGAAGAUGCUGCUGCACUGCAGCCCGCAGCAGGUUUGAGCAACCACCUGGAGACAUUGAGCGAGAGCGAUAACUGGGCCAUAUCACCUGAAUACCAGUAUAGUGCGCACCAUGCCGAGGACCCUCCUGUGGGCUGUAGAUGUGUAUGGGAGGGUUUAUAGCCUGUCGACAGGAGGACAGCAGUGGGAACAGUGCCGCGAUGCCCACCUGGAGUUCAAACGUGUCGCCGCUGCGCUCCAGUGCUGUUGGGGCAUCGCCUGUGAUCACAACAUCUACCUGUGCGUCCACGCCAGCGAGGUGCCAAUCCGCUUCCGUGAAGAGACCUAUGAAAAUCAGCGAUGGAACCCGGUGGACGGUUUCUCAGACCGCCUGUUGCCUAGCGAUCGCUGGCAGUGGAGUGAUGUGACGGGCCUGCAGCAUCAGCCACUGGACAGCUUCCAGCUUCCAUCGGAGAACUGGGAGUGGGAGGCUGACUGGUACGUGGACGAAAACUUUGGAGGAGAGCCCACGGAGAAAGGAGGUUGGACAUACGCUAUUGAUUUUCCGGCCACUUACACUAAAGACAAGAAGUGGAACUCUUGUGUGCGCCGUCGCCAAUGGACACGCUACAGGAGGUACAAGGCACAAGACACCUGGGCUAAGAUCCCUUCAGAGCAGACGAGUUCCCUGCCAGACCCGUUUAAUGAUAUAAGCUGUGGUGGUUGGGAAAUCACAGAGGAGCCCAGGGGGCGUAUUUCUCUAUGGGCUGUCUCUCUUCAGGGCAGGGUGUGGUUCCGGGAUGGAAUCAGCCACUUCAACCCUGAAGGCUCGGUGUGGGAGGAGGUGCCAACUCCAGGCGAGGUGGUGCAGAUUAGUUGUGGACCGGCUGACCUUCUGUGGGGGGUACUGUGGGAGGGGCAGUUCCUGGUCAGAGAGGGCAUUAGCAGAGACUGCCCAAAAGGGACGACAUGGGUUGUAGUUGAAUCACCAAACCCGGAAGUCGGAGCUAUACAUGUCGCUGUGGGUGUCAAUGUAGUGUGGGCUGUGACAAAAGAUCAUAAAGUCUGGUUUAGGCGUGGCGUAAAUUCUCACAAUCCGUGUGGCUCAGGCUGGAUUGGGAUGGUCGGGGAGAUGGUGAUGAUAAACGUGGGACUCAAUGACCAGGUAUGGGGCAUCAGCUGUGACGACCGGGCGGUGCAUUUCCGCCAGGGUGUGACUGUCAGUGAGCUGAGUGGGAAGGCCUGGAAGGCUGUGUCAGUCCCCAGAGACACAGAGCGCUCCCACUCCAGCGCCAGUGCUAACAGCCUGCAGAGUGCCGGGUGUUUUUUUGGCGGCGAGGUCCGCCUGCACUCACAAAACUCCGUCCUGAAUGAUUUGGACUCUGAAACGGAGAAAGCAGCAGCAGCAGCUGCAGAAGAAGUGCCGCCCCCCAUCGCGACUGACGAGCCUAAGAAGCGAAUCCCCAAAGUGACUAGUGACAGCUUUAUCUCAGAGCUGGUGUCUGAUCGAGAAGGUCAGAUUGGGCAACGUGCCCUCACACAGGCCACAUCCAUCCCUGAGGAAGAGUCUGUGGAGAGUGAUGCAGAGGGAAAGGACAAAGCUGCCACGGACGUGCCGCUUUCUUCUAACCAAACCGGACUGCCAGACCCCCAGUGGAGCAACGUGGACCUGGAGGAGGCUCACACACACGUGAACGUGGGAACCGCUGGGGAUGCUGCCGAGACUUGCAGCCUGUCAUCUGUAGCCACUUAUAACCUGGGCAUGGAGGAGCCAUAUGGGCCUGAUGAUCACCCCUUGUGGGCCUGGGUUAGUGGUGGAGGCUGCUAUAUCGACUCGCACUCCCAGCUCCCCUGGUUUAACUCCACAGCCCUGGCUGCCUCUGUGCAGGCCAUGUCGCUGUCCAUCACACCCGCGCAGACCGCGGCCUGGCGCAAGCAGAUCUUUGAACAGCUCAGUGAGAGGUCAAAGAGAGAGAUGGAAAACUUUAAACAUUAUGAGCAAGCCAUUGAACAGUCAGUUUGGGUGAAAAAGGGCUCCAUGCAGUGGUGGCGGGACUGGAAGCCUCACAAGUGGCUGGAUGUGCAGUUUGCACUCGAGCAAUUCUCAGGCGCUGAGGGCAACAAGGAUGGCAUCUUGUUUAUUUACUAUUCCUUUAACAAUGAGAAAAAGUACCUACACGCGUUCAUUAACGAAGUCACCAUCCUGGUACCGGUGCUGAACGACUCCAAAAACACUUUCGCGAUCUACACUCCAGAGAGGACUAAGCAGAGGUGGCCCAUCCGCCUGGCAGCUGCCACCGAGCUGGAGAUGCAUGACUGGCUGGCCUUGCUCAGUCUGUCCUGCUGCGAUUCCCGUGGCAUCCAGGGUCCACCAUCCAAACAGGCCAUCUGGUCUGUUACAUGCAAAGGAGAUAUUUUUGUCAGCGAGCCCACACCAGGACUGGAGGCCUCACCUUACCCUACACCCUGUGACCAAAUGUUCUGGCGCCAAGUUGGAGGACAUCUAAGAAUUGUGGAGUGUAACAGUCUAGGAGUAGUGUGGGGAAUCGGCUAUGACCACACAGCAUGGGUCCACACAGGCGGCUACGGGGGAGGCUUCUUUCAGGGGCUUGCCAGCAGCACAGAUAACAUCUACACCCAGACUGAUGUGAAGAGUGUAUAUAUUUAUGAGAACCAGCGCUGGAAUCCUGUUACUGGCUACACAAACAAAGGGCUCCCUACAGAUCGCUACAUGUGGAGUGAUGCUUCAGGCCUUCAAGAGUGUACCAAAUCCAACACUAAACCUCCCUCGCCUCACUGGACAUGGGUGUCAGACUGGGUCAUCGACUAUGGCGUAACUGACGGAACAGACAGAGAGGGCUGGCAGUAUGCAGCUGAUUUUCCAGCGUCAUACCACGGUCAUAAAACCUUGAAGGACUUUGUCCGUCGCAGGCGUUGGGCCAGGAAGUGUAAACUCACCACCACAGGGCCAUGGCAGGAAGUUCCACCUAUCGCUCUGAGUGAUGUUACAAUUUUGCCAUGUAGCCCAAAGACCACAGUGGAACAGGUGCCUUUGUGGGCCAUCAGCAACAAGGGAGACGUGCUUUGCCGAUUAGGGGUCUCCUCGUUCACACCUGCCGGAACAUCAUGGCUCCAUGUAGGAACAGACCAGCCUUUCAAGUCCAUCUCGAUUGGUGGGGUGUAUCAGGUGUGGGCUGUAGCCAAAGAUGGCUCAGCAUUUUACAGAGGAGCUGUAUCAUCCCAAAAUCCUGCAGGAGACUGUUGGUACCAUAUACCCUCUCCAGCUACCCAAAAGCUCAAACAGGUGUCGGUGGGCAGGACGUCCGUCUGUGCAGUGGAUGAGAAUGGAAACUUGUGGUAUCGACAUGGUGUGACACCCAGUUACCCUCAGGGUUCAUCGUGGGAGCACAUCUCCAAUAAUGUGCGAAAAGUGUCUGUGGGGCCACUAGACCAGGUAUGGAUUAUUGCUGAUAAGGUCCAGGGCAGCCACAGUCUGAGCUGUGGGACCGUUUGCCGCAGGCUGGGGGUACAACCCCUGGAGCCUAAAGGACAGACGUGGGACUACGGCAUUGGGGGUGGUUGGGACCACAUCACCGUGAGAGGCAAUGCACUGGAGGCGCCGCGUAUCCUUAUGCCAUCACUGAAUGACAGCGGAAAAAGUCACACAACGCCACACGGCUUGCAGCCGGCAGAGAUGAACGGCAACACUGUGGGAUGUUAGCAGCAUAACCUUUUGCCUUCUGUCUACCCUUGUCUCUCCCUCUCUGUACUCUCUAGCCCUGGUGUAGCAGCUCACCCCCUUUUUCUAAUAGUCAUAUAGCUAAUGUGUGGUACCCGUAAGCUUCUGAUUUAAUCUCUCAGCAGUGACACAUCAAAUUGCAUUCUUUUCUUUUUUUUCCAAAAGGAAACAGUCUCAUACCAUCAUACUGGUUGUAAUAUUUCUAAACUUUUUACCUAGUUAUUUUUUAAUUAUAUUUCUUAAUUGUAUUUAAUUUAUUUAUUGAUCUAUUUAUUUAUUUGUCUGUGGAUACACAUGUUUGGUCUUGGUUUUGUUUUUUCGUUUCUUUAUUUGAUUUGUAGUAGCAAAUAAUACAGUGUGUUCAAGGCUUGGUGUAGGCUCGACAAGGUACUCCACUGACGAAGACAUCACAAACAAAGUACACACUUUUAAAGACAAGGCCAUUUUACCAGCAUGGAAAUAAACACAGGAUUACGGAUCAGACUCUACGGAUCAGAGUUGGAUCACAUACACAGUGACUGACGCUUGCUAAACAUGAGUUUCCUACUAAGCACUCAACAUUAAAACCAGAGUAACAUCCUGUUCUUGAGAAGCUUGAAGAAGUGUCAGCUAGCUGCUAGGAAAAUAAACCUUUAUUAAUUCAGCUGGCCGUUAUCUCUAAGCUCACUGUAGUGGUAUCAUCAAUACUUAACAUUUAGACAAUGGUUUACUUUUCUCAGGAAUCCCAAGGUGUAUGUUUCAUCAGAAUUGAAUAACUGAUGACUAUCUGUAUUGUUUUAAAAGCAGCACAAAAGAGAUGUUGGAAAAAGUUUAUUUUUCAAAAUUUUCAUUAUGGGCAGUGCUACUGUAUGAUGGUCAUUGUCAUUUUAAUAAGACUUUUAUGCUGGCAGGUAAAUGUGGUUUUCUCUUAAAGCACGAUUUUAGGGCAUUACGUGUGGAUAAGUAUAAAUAAAAAUUAAAUAAAACUAUAAUAUAUAUAGACGCAAACAUAAAAACAACUUGAAUGUUGUUGCUGGUAAAUUGUAUGUCGAUGAAAAGAAAAGAAAAGGUCUACAGUUUGCACCAUGUUUCUGUCGACAUACAAUAAUGAAAUACAGAUUUUUAACUCUGGACAUUUAUGGCUGUAAAAACUUAAAUUAUGGAAAUAGUAUUUAUUAAAACGCUCCCUGAUGUAAAUGUAUGCAUGACAUGUGCCCUUAAAAUAAAUGUGACUUCAAAUA